Messenger RNA from Symbiodinium sp. CCMP2456, 762 nucleotides. Lineage: Eukaryota; Dinophyceae; Suessiales; Symbiodiniaceae. The record is from the annotation of a GenBank genome assembly.
AUGGCAGCCGUCUCCAAUGGUCAGGUCGAGGCAGUACGAUGCCUUGUGCAGAUGGGCGCCGACCGGAACAGGCCCGACAGCGGCGGUCGUACACCGAUCCUCGAGGCCUCCCGUCUUCGCUGGGCCAAUGUCGUGGAAUGCCUCUGCCAGCUCGGAGCCAACGUCGACCAGGCAGAUCAGCAAGGCAGAGCGCCUUUGCACGUGGCCGUCUGGAACAGCGUCUGGGAUGGACUCACCCAAGGCUCUGUGCGAGUGGUGGACCUCUUGGUGAGGGGCGGGGCCGACAAGAACAAGGCGGAUUGGGACGGCAGGACGCCAUUGUUUCUGGCGGCUUUCCUGGGAUCACUUCCUGUCGUCCGGGCUUUGGUGGAAGCUGGGGCGAAUAAAAGCAAGGCAGAUCCCCAUGGCCGUACUCCACUCAGCAUAGCUGUGUGUGGCUCACAUUUUGCAGUGGUGCGGCUGCUGAUUGAAGAAGGCGCUAAUCGAAACCAAGCCGACUGGUUCGGCCGGACGCCACUUCACGAGGCAGCUCGACAGGGAAACGUUGAGGUUGUGAAGAUGAUGCUGAAGGUCGGCGUUGACAUCCGCAAGGCAGACAACUUCGGAAGGACACCGCUGGACCUGGCGGUUGCAGCCAAUCAUCUCAGGGCAGCGCGAGCGCUGCUCGACAACUACAGCGACCGGGACAGACCGACUUGCAUGCUCGCCUUGCAGCAGAGCCCACUGCAGCCGCCCACCAUGUGCCGCAAAGCCUGGGUUUGA